Messenger RNA from Rhodofomes roseus, 1669 nucleotides. RefSeq lists its product as uncharacterized. The transcript has 4 exons. Gene Ontology annotation, molecular function: protein binding. The record is from RefSeq and is a predicted model, not a curated record. Bases 128 to 1570 code for a protein of 480 amino acids. Lineage: Eukaryota; Fungi; Basidiomycota; Agaricomycetes; Polyporales; Fomitopsidaceae.
UGUGGCUGAGCCAGUACUUCCUUGGGCGCCUUGCCACCUCCUCAUCGACUUGGUAGACCAAGUUGCAAUAUCGGCUAGAUCGCAGGAUUCUUCCUCACUAGUAGUGUAGGACCGUGGCAGGAACAACAUGGCUGGAGACCCAGUUGGCUCUUUAGGACGGCUCAACGAGGACGUCUGCCACCACAUCCUCUCCAAGCUUCCGAUGGGAGACUUGAUGUCGCUGUCCACUACAUGUCGUCCGCUCCGAUGGGAAUGCAUGCCCUUCUUAUUCCGCUGUGUCUAUAUCACUGUCUAUGGACCGCGGCAAGUUCAACGAUCCGGAGUGUUCUCACCUGCAUGGCUCAGGCCCUAUGUUCGCACCCUCGUCAUACACGACAAAUGCCUGGAUCAAGGAGGCAGAACGGACAACUACAUGCGAUGUGGUGCUUUCCCCGGUUCUGCACUGGCUGAACGUCUGCGAGAGUUCCCGCACCUUCGCUCGCUGACAAUGCACAAGGAUAAUAGCUCAACGCACGGCCUCUCAUGGGAAACGCUGAGCGCGAUCCUGUCUGUCCCCCAUCUGCGCGAGUUCACGCUCAGGUGGCUCUAUUUCUGCCCUGAUUUGCGCCCCGCCGAAGAGUUGAACCUCGGAUCUCCGGCUCCGAUCACGUCGUUCAACUACCGGAUGUAUCACCCACGAGAACCGUUCAAUUUUCCGACAGAAACAGCUGCACUAGCUGCCGCAUUGAGCAAACUCUGCGGGACGCUCGAGGUACUGAUCCUCAGUAGUGAGCCCGCUCCGCUGCCUACCUUUCCCCAACUACACUGGCCUCGUCUGCGCACUCUCGCGUUCUACGGAAUGCCAUGGACGACCCUUCCCGGCCCUUUCGUAUCCCUAUUUCCUCGAAUGCAGGCCCUGCGAUCUCUCUCCCUGAAACUCUACGCGACGUCAGACGUAGCACCUCAGGCACUCUGGCCUUCUGGCCACUCCUAUUCGUUCCCAUGGCCAGACCUUGAACGUCUUGUCAUUACAUUUCCCGACCCUCAGGACGAGAUAUACGACCAUCUUCCAUCUACACUUCACGCACUGUCGCUGCGAUCCUGGCCUCAUCUUCAUGUUCAACGCCGAUGGCAGGGGUUCUGGUAUCCAUGGCGUCAACGAGAGAAUGCUACGCUAGAUUCUUCUGCGAUGCUCUCGAUCUUGCAUCGGUGCAGAACGCUGGAUCUUGUCCACCUCGAAGUCGAGUACCAUACUGGCAAGGAGGACGACACGCUCCUCCGCUAUGUGGCGACAACGUUCCCGGGUCUUACAUCUUUGAAAAUUCAUCGGUAUCAGUCAGGCGAAGGGCAACCCUUAUCUGCUGUACACAUCGCUCAUCUGCUUGCCCCUCUCAUCAAUCUUUGCCGUCUCAAACUCUACGUGGACGUUGCGGUCAUACCACAGCAGAUUCCGCAUACGAAUGUGCUACGGGAUGCGGCAACGCGGAUUACGCAGAUUCUCGGUUCUUUGCGCGAGAUUGUGAUAUGUAGCAGGGACUACCCCUCUUGGCGCACAUAUCGUGUUUUGGAAGGAGUGAUUUAUGGGCCAUAACAACAGCCCACUUGAAAUCGUUCACUUGAAGGAGCAUCUGUAUCGAUUAUCGCCUCUGCUACGAGACUGACAUUGGGUAUGGUCGCUUGCUCACUUGCA